Molecule: messenger RNA, 931 nt
Organism: Polypterus senegalus (gray bichir)
Lineage: Eukaryota; Metazoa; Chordata; Cladistia; Polypteriformes; Polypteridae
Gene: ninj1
Product: ninjurin 1
Exons: 3
Coding region: 223-651 (142 amino acids)
Biological process (GO): cell adhesion; tissue regeneration
Cellular component (GO): membrane
Source: RefSeq, a predicted model, not a curated record
CCGCCCAGUCUUUCUGAGCUACACGCUAGUGUGCAUGUCACGGCUUUUCCGGCUGGACAAAACCUCGGCGAGAUGUGGCUUCGGCGUGACGUCACUUGGCUCCUGCAGGCGGCACUCUGAACGGAAAACUCCUCCUCAGACGAAGAGAAAAGAAGUUUUGUAGACGGCGUUGGACUCUGAAGAUACUGGCAGCUCGUGUAUUUACUCACGGAGCUUCAAGCAAUGGACUCGGAACAUAUCGAGAUGAACGGAGAGCCUCCUCCUUCACCUUCCCGCCGCAACCGAAGACAAGUUCCACUAAAUAUGAACCACUAUGCCAAUAAGAAGAGUGCGGCGGAGAGCAUGCUGGACAUUGCACUGCUGAUGGCUAAUGCAUCCCAGCUCAAGGCUGUGGUGGAACAGGGCAGCUCCUUCUCCUUCUACGUGCCUCUCAUCACCCUCAUCAGUAUAUCACUCACGCUGCAGAUCGUUGUUGGUGUGCUUCUCAUAUUCAUAGUCAAAUAUGAUCUGAAUGAUGAGCAGAAGCAAUCCAAACUGAACUUUCUGAACAAUGUUACAACUGGACUGGUUUUCAUCAUUGUGGUGGUCAAUGUUUUCAUAACAGCUUUUGGGGUCCAAAGGCCGAACUCCGAGCACACCAGCAUGAACUAAGCUUCCAGACGUCUCCACAAGGAACUCGUGCCAGUGCACCGGUCACUGUACUGGCUAGUUAUAUCACAUGUGCAGCACCAAAACUGCACACUUCCGUAUCAGUCUUUGGAGUCCACAAGGAAGGGGCUCCACUGUGCCUCACUUGCUAUGUUAGCCUUAGAGCAGUGGUGCUAAGAACCCCACUACAAUAUUUUCUGCUGCCCCUGUAACUAGCUAGAUUUGACAUUAAAAGGUUGCCAUAAAGGACACAGGCUUGUCGUCUGUAGUCCCUGCUUUGACA